Molecule: messenger RNA, 798 nt
Organism: Lactuca virosa
Lineage: Eukaryota; Viridiplantae; Streptophyta; Magnoliopsida; Asterales; Asteraceae
Source: the annotation of a GenBank genome assembly
AUGGAAUCGGAUUCUGCUUCUGAUCAUGAUGAGGACUCCAAAAAAGAGGCAAAAUUUGUAGUUAACCCAAAGAGUCGGAAGCACACUCUCCAAUCGAUCGGGACGAAGUGGAGAAACUUCAAACAUUAUCUAUAUGCCAAGUUCAUUAGAAAACAAAGUAAAGAUCCCUCAGCAAAUCUACUCACACGAAAAGGUAAGAAAGCUAAAAAUGUUCGUGCACAUUAUAAAUACGAUCAUCGUUUGAGUAGAAAAGGAUAUACCGGACUCAUUAAUGACAUUAUGCAAGAAACUAGCAUGACGGAAGAGGAAAUUGAUAGGACAAUGUUGUGGAAAAAAGAAAGAGAAUUGAAAAUAAGAGGAUAUGAUUCAGAUGUGAAGAUUAUUGUUGAUAGAAUUUUAAAAUUUGGGAAGUUUGGAGAGGUUACAUAUGGAACACAUGAUGUGCUUAAAGAGGCCUUGGGUACUGAGGAACAACAUGUGCGUGUACGCGAGAUUGGUAAAUUAAUAAUGCCACAUCAAUACUUUUAUUUACCCAAGAAUGUUAAGCAUUACUUGGAGGUUAAGAACGAGAGGGUGAAUAAACGAAUCAACAAAACUGAAGAUGACUUGGAGAAACUAAAAAGAGGUGUAUGUAAUGUUUCUGAAGGCGCAAGUUGCCAAAUAUGGGGCAAUAUUGAAGAUUUUGAAAGCGAACCACUUCAACAAUCACUUGUCGGGGGUGGCAAAGUUCACUACACAAAUGAUGAUCUCGAUGAAAUCCGUGAAGAAUGGACAGAGUUUGUUACAUGCUUCAUUUAA